Molecule: messenger RNA, 6616 nt
Organism: Callorhinchus milii (elephant shark)
Lineage: Eukaryota; Metazoa; Chordata; Chondrichthyes; Chimaeriformes; Callorhinchidae
Product: LIM domain only protein 7
Exons: 35
Coding region: 76-5775 (1899 amino acids)
Biological process (GO): regulation of signaling; regulation of cell adhesion
Molecular function (GO): protein binding
Source: RefSeq, a predicted model, not a curated record
UGGAGUGUUUCUUUAAGGGGAGGGGAGAGAGAGGGAGGAGGAGGGGAUUGACAGAGCUGGUGAGGAGGCUCAGCGAUGGAGUGGAAGGAGCAGCGCGAUUCUGAUCACACUUUGGCAUUUGCUGAGGCUCAGCGAUGGUUGGAGGAUGUGACUGGGAUAAGAUUUGGAAACAAAGAUUUUCGAUCAGCCCUGGAGAAUGGAGCCUUGCUCAACGAGUUAGUUAACAAGAUUAAGCCAGGAACAUGCAAGAAGACCAACCGAUUGUCAACACCAAUAGCUGGUUUGGACAACAUUAAUGUUUUCCUGAAGGGUUGUCAGAAACUUGGUUUGAAAGAAGCUCAGCUGUUUCACCCAGGAGACCUCCAGGAUUUAUCAACUCGCGUCACUGUCAAGCGUGAAGAAACUCAAAGAAGACUGAAAAAUGUUUUGAUCACCAUAUAUUGGCUUGGAAGAAGAGCACAGAGUGAGCCUCAAUACAAUGGACCUUACCUUAAUCUGAAAGCAUUUGAAGGAUUACUAGGGCAAACUCUGACCAAGGCACUUGAAGAAUCUAGUAGUCUCAAACGAAGUGGAAGAGAUAGUGGAUAUUGUGAUAUCUGGUGCGCUGAAAGGAGUGAAUCACCUAUUGUAAGACAUAGAAGGGACGACUCAUUUGACAGUUUGGACUCUUUUGGAUCGAAGUCCUUUACGAGCCUCUCAUCUGAAGUAACUCUAAAGGGCAGUAGUGAAGGUGGUGGGAGCGAUAUUGAGUCAGAGUUUCUAAACGGCAAAAUGAUGGAUGGACACAAGGAUGACCUGAGUGUUCGCAGGUUUAAUCUGACUGAGCCUAAACCUGUUGAUGCUUUUAAUAAGUUUUUGCCUUCCAAAAGCAAACCCAUAGUAUAUUUGCCAGCUCCGCUGAGGAAAAAACGAUUGGAAAGAAAUGAAGAUAACAGAAGAAGUUGGGCAAGCCCUGCAUUUACAGAAGCUGAUGGCUCAUUUUCAAGUACAGCAACUGUGAAGUCUGCCCAAGAAGGAAGUGUUGCUUAUGGUGUGGCUGCAAAUGAUGCUUCCACUGGGGAUGUGGGUGGAGCACUUCUUGAGUUUCUAUAUGACUACCCUGCAAGUGAAUCUGAAUCAGAUAAUGAAGGAAGAGACCCUGACCUGGUGUUGGAUGACUUGGCACAUCGCAAAUUUGGUGCUCCUGUAGGUUUUACAAGGCAGAAACUUCAACUGCAGCCCAGAAAUCCACCUGAACAAUCUUUACGGGCGGUGCCCCCAACUAGAACUGUACCUGUCUUAUCAGAAGAAACCAAGAAAUCCGGCAGCAGCCAGAGGCAGCUAAGUGAUAUCAAUGUGGUGAGUGGGGAUUCUGCUGGUCUUUCCCAACCCCCUUGGGAUGAAUCCUCUUCCGAUGAGGAUAAAGAAGCUAUUCCAGAUCUUGAAAAGGAUGACCUCUACACUCGUAAGCUGAGUCCAAUAUUGCCAGGGACAGGUGUUGCUUUUGACAGAUUUCUCCCAAAGCACUGGACUCGAGAAGAAGCAGAACGAUGGAAAAGAAUACAACUUGGCUCCCAAAGCAGACCUUGGUAUAAACAGCUUCAGUACAUCAGAAGGAAGUCACCUAAGUUGGAAGAAGAUUUAGAGUCUGAUGCCUGUCUUUUCACUAGUAACACACGUGAUAAUACAGAACAGACCCAGGAACACAGCACUGCUGAUUACUCUAGGGUGGAUUCUUGCCUUAGUAUACAGACAGUAGAAUCUGCAGUGGCAAUAUCUGGUGGAAGUGCAGAAGAUGGCACUUGCAAUUUAUAUGAACAAAGCCCAUUUCCACAACGUCAAACUUUAUACGCGAAUUCUACUAAUUCCGAAUUGGCAGACUUCUCUGUUCCGAGACCAAAGCUGAAUCCUGCGGCAGGUCCUAGAAUUGUAAUGCGCAAACAGAAUUCUUUCCUUACACCUCGUAACCAUCUCGCUAAACACGAGGAGGAGGACCAGGACUUGGAACCAAAUUUGGAAAACGACGAUAUGUUCAUUCGGAAAACGGCUGCCUUCCACCCUAAUCUCGACCUGACUCAUUUGUUCAGUGACGGUUGCAGAAGUUUGGAAUUGAAUGACUCUGUUGAAAGGAUUGUUACCCAGAAGAGACGUGACAAAAAUGUAAUACCAGAUCCGGAAAAAGAUGAUGUGAUCAUUCGAAGAGAACUUCAUUCUCAAGCAAAGAAAUUAGUGCCAUCUGGCGCACCAGACAAAUACAUCCCUGUUCCAUUUCCAGAGCCAUGGACUUUGCCCGAGUGGCUCCGCUCCAAAUUUCUUUGUCUGCCUGAAAAAAAUCUCUCUUCAAAGGAGGAGAUGAUAGAAAAGAAAUGUGAGAGUGCAUCACCCCACCCAGAGAAAGACGACAUGUUGGCUCGAAGAAUAGCCUUAUCACAGACUAGUGAAAAGGGGCACCCUAGCAACUUUGCUCCUGGUUCAUGUAGUGAGGAGGACAUGAAGAAAUGGGAAAAUAUAAGAGAGGCCAGCAGAUUAAGACAUAAGAAGAGGCGCCUGAUUGAGAGACUGCUUGAAAAGUCAGCUGAUAUUGAUUUAGGGAGUAAAUCUCUUGGUGAUCUAACUGACGAAGAACAACCAAAGGAUACUUCCACGUCAAUUCGAUACGAAGAGUUGCAGAAAAUCAGGACUAGCCUGAAAGAACAGGACAAAGUUUGGCAGGAUGAUUUGGCAAAGUGGAAAAACCGUCGCAAAAGUUUCACCUCAGACUUACAGCGGAAGAAAAGCGAAAGAGAAGAAAUUGAGAAAAUCACUACUGGCGAGAGUAGGACAAAACCAUUCAGUCAAAUGAAGAAAGAAAGGGAGCUCAGGGAGGAAGGAUCAUAUGGUGCUAACCGGCCAACAGAGUACACAAAACUGUAUUCAUCUGACGAGGACGUGUUCGGUGAAGAAAAGAAACCUUUAAAACAUCUGCAUGAAAGCAGCUCCACUGUGGCAAGCAACACUCCUUACACCAACCUCUCGAAGAGUGAGACGGUGUCUUCAGUUCCUGCACUUCAAGCCUCACAGCCCCAGACAGCAUCCGAAUUGAAAAGCACCACCAACAAUAUGUCAGACAAGCAGCGCUUUCUUCCUUCAUAUAUACACCAUACAACGGAAUUGAAAACUAAGCAAAGCCAGGUUUCAAAUUCUCUCCCCAGAAACUACCAGAAAACUGACGUGUCCAGGUUUGCGCCAAGACCCUAUGGUACACAGUACAACAGAAUCUCAUCCCUUCCGAGAACUUAUACAGGAGAUGAAGCACUGAAAUAUAAUGGAGAUGUGAAUGGUUCAAAACAAUUCCAGCUGCCCGUGAAUACUGGGUCCUUCUCAAAACCGCUGGAAGAGAGGUCCUGGAGAAGCCUCUCAAAACCAAUGGAAGAGCAAACUCUGCAGAUCAAACCUUUCUUAAAGCAGGAAGUUGAAGCUCCGACGCGGAGUAGCCUUUACUCAAAAUUGGACGAAGAUAGCCAAUCGCAGGCCAGUUCUGUAAUGAGUAGUAAUGAAGAGGAGGAAGAGGAGGAGAGAUCCCAUGUGUUGCAGCCCUACGCCACCUCUAGCUCUGUAACAAGUUAUUUCACAAAAGCAGGAAGCCUGCCCACAAGCACGGUUACCACAGCAGCCAUGCAACAGUGUCUGUACAGCGAUACACGAGUAGUUAUCAGCCAGAAGCCGAACAGUAGUCGAGACUUUGGAUUCACAACCGAUUGGAGCACCAGAGGAGCAACUGUGGAUUCGGUGGAACCGGGUGGAGCAGCAGAACAUUGUCAACUGAAAGUAGACGAUGAAAUAAUUGCCAUCUGUGGCAAAAAGGUCGCCGACAUGGACCGACAGACUUGGUUUGAAACCAUGGACAAUGCAGUAGAAAAGGGAAAUCUAGUCAUGGAUGUUCGGAGAUAUGAAGAGAGCAGUACGAGUGAAAUGAAAUACACCAUAUUUGCAGAUCCUGAUGUAUCUGAAGGUGUUGAAGGAACACACAAGAUGAGCCAGUCUUUUAAUCCUUUUAUUGAUGUUGAUGGAUCAGAAAGACUAAAUGGAAAGUUGCCAGAGAAUUCAUACACCUCAACUCAAAAAGUAUCUGAACCACUUAGUCUGAAAAACAAUAAAAAGCGAUCCCAGUUUUUUGAAUCACAAGGCUCAGCAGAGUUUGCUUGCAAAUCAUUGAUCUACCUUUGUGGAGGAUCAGAGCCUGCUAUGACUGAUCUACAAGUUCCAUCAAUUAGUGUUUCAAGUCGUUGGUCUUGGAAUCAUGAAGAAGAGAGAAAGCGCCAGGAAUUAUGGCAGAAAGAACAAGAUCGAUUGCUACAGGAAAAAUACCAACGUGAGCAGGAGAAACUGAAAGAAGAGUGGAAAAGGGCCCAGGAGGAAGCUGAACAAGAGGGUAGCAAGUACUACGAGGAGGAGCAGAAGAUAUUGCAAGACAUCAAUUCUCCACAGUCUUCCUUAAAUUAUGUGAAUGAGCCUGGUGUAUAUCAGAGUUCUCGAAACUGGGCUACUUCUUGGAAUGAACAAAACGAAGAGCAAGAGUGCCGAAAAAUAAAAGAGGAGGAAGAACGGCAACAAAGAGAAGAAGUUGAGCGUCUGGAAUUUGAAGAGCAAAGACGGCAAGACAUUUUGAGAUUAAGAGAAGAAAAAGAACAACAGGAAGAGGCAGAUCGUCGUGAAAAAGAAAGGAAACGGCAAGAAGAAAGGGAACGUAAACUUCAACGAUUGCUUGAAGAAGAAAAACUGGAAGAGAAAAAAUUGCUUGAAGAAAGACGAUUGCUUGAGCAAGAAAGACUUGAAAAGAAAAGGCGUGAAGAGGAAGCACGUUGGGCAGCAGCUGAAAGAGCAAAAUCGAUUCCACAACAGUGGGUCAAAUCCAAAUCCACCUCUGGACUUGAUGAUGACUAUGACUCUGUGCAAAGCCAUGAUAUAAAUGUGAGACCAGUGAGUGGUGUGGCCUAUUGGCUGCUGGAAGAAGAGAAGCAACGCAGGAAAAGUGGAAGGACACAGGACACUUCACGAGCACAACUGGAAAUUGAGAGACUGAAAAUCCUGAAUCAGAUGAAAUAUGCUGACCCGACAAGAGGUGACAUAAAGACCAAAGUCUCAGAUAGUGCAUGGAUUAAGAACAAUUCUGAGCAGCAACCUUCCUACCAAAAGGAGCUGCUGCUCUCCGAUUCUGAGCAGGAACGACAGAGAAUUCUCCAAGAGAUGCGUAAGAGGGCACCAUAUCUAAGCGAUGAGUGCUGGAUCCGGCAACGUAGUGCCAGUGUUGUUAACAAGAAUACACUCGUGAAUUCUGGAUCAUUGCGCAGGGGUGAGUCUUUGGAUAACUUGGAUGCUCCAAAAACACAUUACUGGGGAUCAACAUCCUCAGAAUCAGAAUCUAAUCGCCACCGAAUCUCCACCUCAACCCGACCUUCUGAGCACUCUCCAUCAUCCACUUUACCACCUCCAUCCACUAGAUCAGUAAAAAGAGGAUCUUGGUCUCCGGCCCCUUCAAUGGCCCCAUCUGCUGGCCCAAAUCAGUUCGAAGAAGGGAACAGGUCAAUAAGUGGAAAGAAGAUCUGUUCAUACUGUGAUUGCCCACUAGGCAAAGGAGCUGCCAUGAUCAUCGAAACUCUUGGUCUAUGUUAUCAUUUACAAUGUUUUAAGUGCAUCUCAUGCAGCACUGAUCUUGGAGGUACAGAGGCAGGGGCUGAAGUCAGAGUACGGAAUCAUAAACUCUACUGCAAUGCCUGCUACCUGCACAUCAAAGCUGGACAGACAGUCACCAUGUGAGAAGAGACCCAGUGAAACAAAGACACUGCUGCACAUCAAAGAAGAAGAUGAUGAUCUCGACCUCAAAACUCUAUAAGUAACCUAACUGCAGACACUCCACCUAAAGGAGAAUAUUUCCUUUGGACAGCCAUUAUAUAUCAAAUAACAUGAAUUCUUAUUUCAAUUUUUAAACUUGAUUUUAAAAAAUACUAUCUAAAGUUGGACUGGAAAUAGGGUGACAUUUUGAUGAAAGACAACCUUAAUUAUCUUUUUUUCCUUGUGAAUUCAACGUGUACAGCAGAUAAGGGAAUGCAUGAUGUAUAUUAUACAUAAUGUGUAUUAGUGAUUUAUAACUUUUCAUUUAUUUAUCAAGCUGAUGACCUGGUAGUUGAUGGUUCAAGGCAGCCAAUUUUGCUUUAUUUUGUUCAUUUUAGUUCUUUUAGAGCUGACUUCAAAUGGUUUCUAUCUAUAAAUAUAUUGCAAUCUAACUAUGUCUGUAUGGACUCUUUCAAAGGUCUGAAAUACAAGGAUCUUCACAUUGCAAUGAGAUUAAGGACUUUUGUUUGCUAUCUCUACAUAUUUUAUGUUUCAUUGGGCAGGUAAUCAUGGAAAAGCUCAGUCUUACCGAGAAUGAGGUGCAGGUAAAAUAGGAUGAGGCAGUAUAUGGUUUGUUUUUAAUGUAUAGACCUCAGACUUAAAGGAGCUUUUAAGGUAUAUAGCCAGUAAUUGAUUUACUCUAGACAUACUCUAGACACAGUGAGCAAUUGAUAGCCAGUAAAAUGUUUUCCAAUAAACAAUGUAUAAAAGGAAAAAAAUUCCAUUCACUUUUGUGUUGACUUAUGUUUAUAAAUAAAAUGAAUAA